Toxotes jaculatrix (banded archerfish) is the source of this 1760-nucleotide messenger RNA. It is a transcript of the gene f7l, whose product is annotated as coagulation factor VII, like. Gene Ontology annotation, molecular function: serine-type endopeptidase activity; calcium ion binding. Bases 237 to 1526 code for a protein of 429 amino acids. Gene Ontology annotation, biological process: proteolysis; blood coagulation. The transcript is spliced from 8 exons. The record is from RefSeq and is a predicted model, not a curated record. NCBI's taxonomy places the organism in Eukaryota, Metazoa, Chordata, Actinopteri, Toxotidae. Gene Ontology annotation, cellular component: extracellular region.
CGAAAAGUGGAAUUUCUCAUAGGAAAUAAGCAAAACUGUCUCAGCUCUGGCAGGAAACAGUGCUAACCUGGGACUCAGCUGCUCACUGUGACAAUCGUGUGGACCAAACAGGAAUUGAGGACCUUUGAGGACAGUCCUGGAGUCGGAGCUCGGAGUGUUUGGACUGUGUAUUUGUGUCUGAGGGACUUUUCUGUGUUUUCACAGUGUUUCUGACCUUUGGUCAGUUCAGAACAAACAUGGCGUCUGUCAGCAGAGAAACACGGCGACUGUUCGUCCUACGCCUCCUCAUCGCUUCUGUCCUAGCAUGCACUGGGCUUGCUGGAGAGGUGUUCGUGAGCAGACCCGAGGCCAGCGUCUUCCUGCAUCGCAGUCGUCGAGCGAACUCUCUGUUGGAAGAGUUGAGACAAGGUAACCUGGAGCGAGAGUGUCUGGAGGAGAAAUGCUCCUACGAGGAGGCCAAAGAGAUCUUCGCUCUGCCACAACAGCUGGAGGCCUUCUGGAGGACGUACACAGCGGUGGAUCACUGCCUCUCGUCUCCCUGUAAGAACGGCGCGACCUGUACUCGCCAGGUCGACACAUACGCCUGCAAAUGUCCACCUGGUUUCCAUGGAUACAACUGCGACAAAGUGCGUCUGACCUCCAAUGGCUGUCGCUACAGAAACGGAGGAUGUGAACAUUUCUGCAGAGAGUUUCCGGAUCGUUCUUACGCCUGUUUCUGUGCUCCAGGAUACAGGCUGGAUCAGGACAACAGCACGUGCCUGCCUGAAGAUGGAGUUCCCUGUGGAAGACCACUGCUGCAUUUUAGCCCCAGGGUUGUUAACGGGAAGAUCUGCCCCAAAGGACACUGUCCAUGGCAGGCUCUGCUGACUGAGAAUAACGUCUACACCUGCGGAGCCAUCGUCCUCUCAGAUCAGUGGGUUCUAACUGCAGCUCACUGCGUUUGGAGAAAACCUGUCGCCAUGUUUCACGUCACUGUCGGUGAGCAUGACCGAGAGGAGGAAGAGAAGACCGAGCAGAGGAGGCGGGUGCUCGAAGUGGUGAUCCACCCCGGUUACAACCAGUCCAGCUCCGACAGCGACCUGGCCAUGCUGAAGAUCUACCGCCCAGUAAAACUGGGACGCCAUGUGGUCCCCAUUUGCCUUCCCGCCCGGAACAGCACCUUCAUCAGGACGCUGGCGACUGUCCGCCACUCCACCGUGUCUGGCUGGGGCCGCCUGGCCCAGUUUGGUCCCCCUGCCAGAUUCCUCCAGCGGCUAGUGCUGCCCAGAGUCCCUCUGCAGGAGUGCCGCCUCCACACCAAGCUCAACAUCACCAGGAACAUGCUCUGUGCCGGACACAGGGCUGGAGGUCAGGACGCCUGUGAGGGCGACAGCGGAGGCCCUCUGGUGACGCGCUACAAGAAAACCUGGUUCCUGACGGGUGUGGUCAGCUGGGGAAAGGGGUGCGCGAAUGAAAACCUGUACGGCGUCUACACCAGAGUCAGCAACUUCCUGGACUGGAUCGAGGAUAUCAUGUCCACUGGCUAAAACGGGCUCAGGACUGAGAUGGCAGUCCCUAACCAAAAUAUAUUCAGAUUACUAUCACGAAAACUUAUCAACAUAAACAAAAAGUGUUUGUGAUCUAUAUUUACCACACAAAUGCUGUAUGGUUUUUUGCCUUGUCCAAUUAAAGCCUUGUCAGAUUAGUUUAAAUUGUUGGUGGCUCAUAUUUACCCUGUGACAUGUUGAUUCUUUUUGUUGUUGAAAAUAAAGAGAAAUCUU